UAGGCAAGCUCAUCAAUGGGUUCUUCACCAAAAUGAAACUUCUGUUCUUCUCCUGUGUUCUGAGUAUUGCCAUUGCUGUCCCAGUACCUCUGGAUGACAGUGAUGGAAGUUCUAGUAGAGAGUGGCUGUCAUAUCGAUUCCCAUUUUAUCCACGGGUACCUCAGUUUCUUCCACCAUCCCCUCCGAUUCCGCCUAUGCCACUUCCGCAGCCUCCACCAUCCCCUCUGGGCUUCCCUUUUCCUUUUAAUCUGACAGGACUGGUUGUACCAUUUCCAUUUCCCUUUCCUCCUGGUCCUUCCUUUCCGGGUUUCCCAGUUGGGAAGGUCAGCCACUUUCACUUCCUCAUAGUCCUUGGACUUUUUAACACCAUUUCUGCAGCACUAUUGAUCAGCAUACUUAACACUUAA
Molecule: messenger RNA, 407 nt
Organism: Alligator sinensis (Chinese alligator)
Lineage: Eukaryota; Metazoa; Chordata; Crocodylia; Alligatoridae
Product: U1 small nuclear ribonucleoprotein C-like
Exons: 8
Coding region: 33-407 (124 amino acids)
Source: RefSeq, a predicted model, not a curated record